Cariama cristata (Red-legged seriema) is the source of this 1895-nucleotide messenger RNA. It is a transcript of the gene OXSR1, whose product is annotated as oxidative stress responsive 1. Lineage: Eukaryota; Metazoa; Chordata; Aves; Cariamiformes; Cariamidae. The coding region runs from base 1 to 1221 and encodes 406 amino acids. The transcript is spliced from 15 exons. The record is from RefSeq and is a predicted model, not a curated record. Gene Ontology annotation, biological process: protein phosphorylation. Gene Ontology annotation, molecular function: ATP binding; protein serine/threonine kinase activity.
AUGCCGAUACGCUGGGAUGAGGAAAAGGAAGAAAGCUGGAAGUUGCCUCUAUGGGAUGUGAAAGCAGGAAAUAUUCUUCUUGGAGAAGACGGCUCAGUGCAAAUUGCAGACUUUGGCGUUAGUGCGUUUCUGGCCACCGGUGGUGACAUUACCAGAAAUAAAGUCAGGAAAACUUUUGUGGGCACACCUUGCUGGAUGGCACCAGAAGUUAUGGAACAGGUCAGAGGAUAUGAUUUCAAGGCAGACAUCUGGAGCUUUGGGAUCACUGCUAUCGAACUGGCUACAGGGGCGGCUCCUUACCAUAAAUACCCCCCGAUGAAGGUUUUAAUGCUGACGCUACAAAAUGAUCCUCCUUCUUUGGAAACUGGUGUGCAAGAUAAGGAGAUGCUGAAGAAGUAUGGGAAAUCAUUUAGGAAGAUGAUUUCAUCAUGCCUACAGAAAGAUCCUGAAAAAAGACCGACAGCAGCAGAACUCUUAAGACACAAAUUUUUCACAAAAGCAAAGAAUAAAGAAUUUUUACAGGAGAAGAUGUUGCAGAGAGCACCAACAAUCACUGAAAGAUCCAAAAAGGUCCGGAGAGUCCCAGGUUCCAGCGGACGUCUUCAUAAGACUGAAGAUGGUGGCUGGGAAUGGAGUGAUGAUGAACUAGAUGAAGAAAGUGAGGAAGGCAGAGCGGCAAUUUCACAGCUCAGGUCUCCCAGAGUGAAAGAACCUGUACAGAAUUCCGAGCUGUUCCCAUCAGCUGAGCCUCCAGGUCCUUCACUCAAUGCUCCAGCACAGGCACCUACUCAACUACCUCAGGCUGCAGGACAAGUACCUGCACAACCUCAAACUGCUGUACCUCCACCUAGUCAGGCUCCUCCAGCAGCCCCAGCAGCAGCCCAGGCUCCACCUGCCCCUGCUGCGGCUCCGGUACAGGAAGAUGCAAAAGUCCCCAUCAGCCUCGUACUAAGGUUAAGGAAUUCAAAGAAAGAGCUCAAUGAUAUUCGAUUUGAAUUUACCCCAGGGAGAGAUACUGCUGAUGGUGUGUCUCAAGAACUCAUUUCAGCAGGUCUUGUUGAUGGCAGAGAUCUGGUAAUAGUUGCCGCUAAUUUGCAGAAAAUUGUGGAGGAGCCCCAAGCAAACAGAUCCGUCACUUUCAAACUGGCAUCUGGUGUCGAAGGUUCAGAUAUUCCUGAUGAUGGCAAACUUAUAGGAUUUGCACAGCUCAGCAUCAGCUAAACAAUGGUCCCAGGAGAUGUUUCCCAACUGAGAACCCACAUGUGCAUAUUCGUAAUGCUUCUGUUAGCCUAAAAAAAAAAAACCAACAACCACUACUGCCAAAGAAUUGAACUACAGCCCCCUUCCUAGAAGCUUUAACAUUUUCCUUAAUAGGAUCACAAACCUUCCUGAAAUUACCGAUGGCGUUUACACCUUUUGUAAACAACUCUCAUGUUUUUGUAUCUGUCAUCUCAAACAUGCAGAUCCAACACGUCAUUGCCUGCAUGUUCAUUUUAUUAUUGCCUUACUUUAAAGAAAAAUACUACUGAGUACGAAGCAGGGGGUUCCACUGCUCUGAUGAUCUUGCCUAAAUGUUUGCUUACAUGUGGUUUCAUUUUUUUUUCACUUGCUAUUUUUGCACAAGUUUUAAUACUGAACAGUUCUUUUUUUGUUCUUUACCUGCUUCUCCUUCUAUCUGAAACACCAGUGUACAUGUUGUUUGGGUCACCCGGAGUGCUGAGAAAUCUGCUUCUCUUCAGCUGUGUUUUUUAAAACUGUUGGUUUGAAUGCUUGCACCUGAGAAAGCAAGCUAAGUCUUAACCCACGGGAGGGAAAGCCACCUUCCCUUGUGUUUGUGUUCUUGAGAAGUUCCUUGACUUUGAGGUGUUAGAAGUCAGCUUCCCUUUGUAAACUGC